Hemibagrus wyckioides is the source of this 1485-nucleotide messenger RNA. It is a transcript of the gene prg4a, whose product is annotated as proteoglycan 4a. Gene Ontology annotation, molecular function: scavenger receptor activity; polysaccharide binding. NCBI's taxonomy places the organism in Eukaryota, Metazoa, Chordata, Actinopteri, Siluriformes, Bagridae. The coding region runs from base 1 to 1431 and encodes 476 amino acids. The transcript is spliced from 13 exons. The record is from RefSeq and is a predicted model, not a curated record. Gene Ontology annotation, biological process: immune response.
AUGGCCGUGUGGACUCUGAUUAGCUCUGUGCUGCUAACAGCCUGCGUCCUGCUGCAGCGUUGUGCUGCUCAAACGAGCUGUUUGGGGCGCUGUGGAGAGCCGUUCUCACGUGGGCAGAUCUGUACCUGCGAUGAUGAAUGUCUCAUUCAUAAUGAAUGCUGCAAGGACUACGAGAAUGUCUGUACCUCCAGUGGCUCAUGCAAGGGUCGAUGCCAGGAAGCUUUCAGGAGAGGAAGGGAGUGUGAGUGUGACCCUGACUGCACCCUGUACAACUCCUGCUGUCCAGAUUAUAGCACACACUGUGAUAUAAACUACAGUGCACCAGAAGUCAGGACCGGCAAAAAUACAGGAGCUUGUGCUAAUGGCGAGUUCAGAUCAGCGCUCCCUCAAGGAGGCAGUGUUGUGGAGCUAGUGCCACUCACUGAAGAUCUAGCAGCAUCUCCUCUCGCUGAUGUUGAGCUUUACCUCCCUCUUCCUCCUGAAAAUCCUAUAGUAAACACACCAGGCCCACCCCAUGCUGGGACUUCCUCUCCUGGAGAACCCCUCGCCGAUGGAAACGGACACGUCCAGAUUUCCGUCUCCAUCAACGGUCAAGCAAGUGGAGGCAACCCUAUUCAACCCUCUGGUCUUUCUGGGCCUUCUGCAGGAAGACCGAGCACACUGACGGACAUAGCUCAGGCUCUGGCGGCCGCCAGUACAGCGGGACAGCCACAAGAUCAGAGCUCUAGCCCGAACCUCUGCAAUGGAGCCCCGAUCAACGGUGUCGCUUCACAAUUCAACGGCUCCAUCAUUGUUUUCAAAGGUCAUUUCUUCUGGCUCCUGGACCCCAAGACCAGAGCAGCCGGUCCUGCACACAGUAUUACAGCAGACCUGGGCAUUCCCUCGCCUAUCGACACCGCCUUUACUCGCUGCAACUGCGAGGGCAAGACCUACAUUAUCAAGGGUGAUAAUUACUGGAGCUUUCAGAACGGUGUGAAGGAGCCAGGUUACCCCAGAUCUGUGUCUAAGGACUUUGGAGGGCUGUCUGGGAAACUUGUUGCCGCUCUCUCUGCCCCUGCCACCAGGAACAAGCCAGAGACUAUUUACUUCUUCAGGAAAGGAGGUACUGUGCAGAAACUCACCUACCCUGUGGGAAGUGGGCCAACCUGCACUGGGAAGAAAGGAAAGAACCCUGUGACUGCUAAGAAUCAGCAACCAGCCAAACUGUCCGGAGAGAUCAACAUUACCCUGAAGUGGAAAGGAUUCCCCACCCCGGUGACCUCUGCUCUCUCCAUGCCCAACUCAAAGAAACCUGAUGGGUUCGAUCACUACGUCUUCUCCUGGCCUAAAGUCUUCAGCAUUAAGAUCAGCAACGACAAUCCUGUUCUGGCAUCUACUGCGAAGCCAUCUGCUGAGAAUGAUAUCAAAAACUGGCUCAACUGUCCUCAAUAAACAAACCCGAAGCGAAGAAAAACCUGAGCUUCUCGUUCAGCAGCAAGCCACCUU